Ornithodoros turicata is the source of this 8955-nucleotide messenger RNA. RefSeq names its product LIM domain-binding protein 2-like (gene Chi). The record is from RefSeq and is a predicted model, not a curated record. Lineage: Eukaryota; Metazoa; Arthropoda; Arachnida; Ixodida; Argasidae. The coding region runs from base 710 to 2041 and encodes 443 amino acids. Gene Ontology annotation, cellular component: transcription regulator complex; nucleus. The transcript has 10 exons. Gene Ontology annotation, molecular function: LIM domain binding. Gene Ontology annotation, biological process: negative regulation of transcription by RNA polymerase II; nervous system development; positive regulation of transcription by RNA polymerase II.
CCAGUACAACGCGUUCCGCAAACCGGCGGGCUCCGCGUCGUGGCGUCGUUUUGAGACUGCAAAUUUGUGUCGUGUCGUGGCGCUGCGUGCGCGCUCGAGUAACGUUAGUAUUUUUGUCAUGUAAUGCUUUGUCAAACGUUUUGUACACGUUUCCUGGCCUCCCUGUGAUGUGAAGGGUGACGAGUUACACUUACAGUUUCGAAUUCACUUGGUUUCGAAGCUUUGGAUAUGAGCCAUCGCUCAGACACCGAGAAAAUGCGAUGUUAUCGCUAAGCCUAACCGGCGAACGGACUGCGUGGACGCGGCAUGUUCAGGGGAUGUUUGAGUUGGCUUAGCAUAUGUGGAUGCCUUCGCCUGAAUGCUGAUCACAAAGCAGAAGAGGCAGUUGAUGAAGCUCUGAUCACUGUGCUGCGAUAGGUUUCAGAAGUGAAGCUUUUGAUACGUGUGCGCCAGGAGCGCCACGUGUGUGUUUGUUUUUUCUCCCCUUUUAUCGCCGUUGACGUACUCGUUGACAUAUGCGGACAAUGCCGUCCAGUAAACAACAGUACACAACGAAGCUGUUACAACGUCUGAACUUUCCGCAAGAAAUCAAACAGCACAGCUGAAUAUGUAUACAUAGUUCUGCAGGCGUGAACGCUUCGCAGUUUCUCUAGUAGAGCGGCACUGCUCAACUUCCUUGGUUUCGCGCGUCGGCACCUCAAGCUCGCCGAUGAAGUCCAUGUUCGGACAAAGUAUGCCUGGCGGCCCGCCAGCGGAUCCUUUCUAUUCAUCACCAUUUUCAUCUUAUUUUCGAAGACACACUCCAUACUUCGGACAGCCUGACUACAGAGUGUAUGAAAUGAACAAGCGCUUGCAACAAAGAACUGAGGAAAGUGAUAACCUGUGGUGGGACGCAUUUGCAACAGAAUUUUUUGAAGAUGACGCCACACUCACACUUACCUUCUGCCUGGAGGAUGGUCCUAAGCGUUACACCAUUGGAAGGACGCUGAUUCCAAGGUAUUUUCGGAGCAUCUUUGAAGGUGGGGUCACCGACCUCUACUUCAAUAUGAAGCACCCAAAGGAAUCUUUUCACAAUACAACAAUUACACUGGAUUGUGAUCAAUGUACGAUGGUGACCCACCAUGGAAAGCCUCCGUACAACAAGGGCCUUGGUGGACAAUACCCUGCAGAUCCGCUAAAGGAACAACUUGCCAAAGAUAAUGCUGUCAUAGUAUGUACUGAAGGACGCCUCAUACUAGAGUUCACUUUUGAUGACCUCAUGAGGAUCAAAUCAUGGCAUUUUGCAACACGCACACAUCGGGAGCUUGUGCCACGGAGUCUUAUUGCCAUUCAGGCACAGCAGCAAGAUCCUGGUAUGCUCGAACAGCUGUCUAAGAACAUCACAAGACAGGGACUUACUAAUUCCACAUUAAACUACCUCAGGCUCUGUGUCAUCCUCGAGCCAAUGCAAGAGCUGAUGUCAAGGCACAAGGCAUAUGCACUAAGUCCUCGUGACUGCCUAAAGACCACAUUGUUCCAGAAGUGGCAGCGCAUGGUGGCACCUCCAGGUGUUGCACACCGUGGGGCACCUAAUGACCUAAAAUCAGCCCAAGAUAUAGAAACGCAGAGACCUCCAAGUAAACGAAGAAAGAGGAAGUCCUCUGCUGCUAACAAUGCUGGUAAUACUGGAAACACAGGCUCUGGUGGUAAAAAGAAGAACAUGUCUCCUGGGCCCCCCAACUUUUCAUUAGCUUCUCAGGAUGUAAUGGUGGUCGGAGAACCAUCCCUCAUGGGAGGCGAGUUUGGGGACGAGGAUGAGCGACUAAUAACGCGCCUGGAAAACACCCAGUAUGAUGCGUCAGCGGCAGCAGCAGCUAAUGGAUUGGAAGAUGGUGAUGAUUUUUCGAGCAACCCCAUGGCGCCUGGAGGACCCCCAACAGGAACUGGCUGGCAGGGGUCCACACCUGCAAGUGGAGGGCCCCCGCCUGAGCGGAACCCUUCAGCCCCGCCUCCAGGCCCCCCUCCCGAGGACAAGAAAACCUCACCCACCAUCAGCCAGUAGUUCCCUGCUAGUAUUAAUAUUCGUCAACAUCAAAUGUCACCCUAUCUUGCAUUGCACAGACUCCUCUCGUUGCAAGGAUUUCCUCCCCUCGUAGGAAAAGCACAAAGCAGUUCCACAGUUCAGGCCAUCUUAUUGUUACAACGCCUGUAAAAAAUACAUUCAUUAAUGGUUGCAUACGCAUAAAUCAUUACAACUUCUGCGCUCUGGUAGUAAUACCGGCGUUCCCACUCCAUGACAAGUUUGGCACAAGAUGGUGGAAAUCACCAUAACUGUUCAGCAACAUGGUGCACUGAACUGUAUGCCAGUCAGUUAAGUGCUGUGGUGCAAUUGGUGUGGCAUUGGAGACUUGUGUUGUGCACUGCUGCUGGGAUCACACAAAUUAGAGAUGAUUCUACCAACAGCUGAUGAUCUUCUGCCUCACGGCUACGAUUGCUGUUAGUGCCCUUGUGCCAACUAUGCCACUGAAAGCAUUUUUAGAUAACUUUACAUGACAUGUUUCUCCUGCUGGAGUCUUGAUUUCAACCUACUUCAGCAGACUGCUGUAUCUGAGUGGUACCCAUUUAAAUGUAUGGUUUCAAUAUUGCAACAGCCAAAGUGGUAAGUGGCUAAGUUGCUGAUACGUGCAAUAUGUGCCACAGUCUUUAAACCUGGUGGUGAUUGCAUGGUAAUGUUUUGUUUCGCUGUCUUCUACUUUCCUGUAUUUCUCAAGCAGUUUAUUAGAGGUCCCUUUAUUUAUUCUGCUUUAUGCGAGCAUGCUCUUUGAUUUGUAUUCUGAGUGUCGAAACUGAACCGGAAACUAAACAGAAAACGGAAAGUAACCGCUAUCUUUCAGCUGAAUUGGAACUCAACUGAAUCGGAAUAGGAUCAAACAAAGAAAAUGUGGUUCAGAAAAUACUGAAAGAAAGGUCGCCUCUACUGGUGCAACUUCAUUCCUCACAUUUGGCAUUCUUCAAUUGCGUUACACGUACAAUACGUUCAGGUACGUUUACAACUCUUCAAAAUUACAGUGGGAAAGUGAAAUGAAAUGAAAAGUGACCACUGUCCUUACUGUAUGUUUUUUGCAUAAUUGGUAGUGCAUGUUUUGGCAGUUUCUAUUGUAUUUGACUUAAUUUUUUUGUAAUUGUAAUAGUUUUGUCGCACCAUUUCUCCAAGUCAAACCGAUUUGAACAUUAUAAAUGUCCCCUGGAGCAACCCGGAACAACACCAUUAUGCUAGAAUCUAAAUCGAAACCGAACCAAUAAAGAUAUCAGUUCGACACUCAUUUAUGCAUUGGACAAGAAGGCUUAUCUCUGUGCACAUUAAUGACGCUUUUUCUGACCCAGUGAUAGUCGUUCUUAAAUUGGUUCGACGCCCCAAAAAUGUGCCGAGAAAGCACAACCAAGAAAGCUAUUGGUUAGCAAUAUUUUGUUUUUCUAUACUUUUGCCACCUUUUGACCAGGGUUGGUACAAUUUUAGCAUUAGCGUAAGUGUGUUUCAUGACUGAACUCGUAAAACUGCCCACUUAAAAGCACUUGAGUCACACACACAUGGUUUUCCCUGCUCUACAUGUACGCGGCUGUGGAUCGUGCUUCUGAAAAUAUUUUCUGGAGUGUUUGAUUAUUUGACUAACCACUGUAGAAAUCUUGUAUUUGCUCGCUCAGUUCUCUAAAGGAGGUAUGAACGCCUAUCAAACAGAGUGAAAGAAGAAUGCAUCAAAGUGUCAUAUACUUAUUAGACUGUUCAGUGACGCUCUGUCUCUUUUUCUGACUGUUUUCUGUUUCCAUGAGAAAUAUUUUCCAUUCUUGUCUCAUCACAUCAACAUAGUGGAGAUACUUGAUCUGUCUGUAUGACUCUGGGAGACCCAGCAAGUGUGCUUUUUGCUGAGUUUUACUGCUUACUAAGUGCAUGAAAAUACAAAGGAGUUAAUCGAGCAAAGUGGAGCAUUUCUUGCAAGAUGAAAUACUAUUCACGGGUAACUUUUUUAGAUGGGUUCUGCAAAGAACUAAAAUAAUGCUAAAAUUUGGUCAAAACCUGUUCAUGAGGUGGCAAUAGCAGAUCAGAAUCUCCUUCUUUGCACAUCAACAUUUCAGAACAUUUCUUUAUUGCAAUAUUUUUCUACUUUUGGGGGAUACCCACAGAUCAUCAAAAUCUUACAUCAGUAUUUAAAUGGAACACUUUGGCUAUAAAUUGUGGUGUUUGAAAAGAAAUGUGCCAGUGGUGGAAGAACUAUGCAGUGGUGUGCGUUCCUCCAUGAAAGUGCCAGCCACACGUCUCGUCACUCUUUGCAUGAGCACGAACAGCGGUACCACAAAAGGUUAUAUGUGGGAGUGGACUAAACACUAUCUACGCCAUUUGACGUUGGUGGAAUUUAAGGUUGGUUUUGCGUAAACUAUAACCAUUUAAACCAUUGGUAGACCAUGGGUAAACCAUUUGGCAAGCAUGCCAAUUGGUUGAAAUUUAAUUUUAACCUGAAGAAAACUUUUUUUUUUUAACCAAUAUAUGGCAUCAUGCAGUGUGAAUUAUGAUCACAGGCAGUGUUCUUACAAGUUCUGUACUGGAGUUUGGGGUCGAGUAAAUGAUACAUAAAAAGCAAUUCAAGUGAAACCUCGAUGGUAUGAUUUCCCAUUUUGUGUUAGGUUUUCAUGUGCACCAUUGGAAUCUCUAUAUAAACAUGUUGUUCUUUGCAUUGGAUGUGGUUCAUAAGGCUGAGUUUCCUGGGAUAUACAAGCUGGAUAUUCACGUAGUACAUGUUUCAUAUGUGGGAAAAUUGUGUUUGCCAUGCUGCAUUCCUGUCGCAUCAUCAUACGCCUUUUGCUUCUUUUGUGAGAGGUGUCCCAAGAGUGCGUCUCCACCUUGGGAAAGGGUCAGGAUAGUGACCUAAACAUAAUGCUACACUAUAUUUAUAGCACUGUGCUGCGAGCUUCGAGUUCGUCUCUUCAUGAUGGGGGAUACACCAUAAAUAUGUGUUAAUGGUAAACGAGAAGUGAUGUAAAAACAUAAACCAAAGACGAAGAAAACUUGCGAGCACAUGCUGUUUGCCUUUUGUGCAUGAAGUUGUGUGCAAUACUCGUUACAUGAUGACAGCCCUUCCCCUGAUUUUUUUUAACUCUCUAAGAAACCUGUACAGAAAACAUGCACACCUCGACCCACCACGUCUCGGCCAGCUUGACAACCCCCACCCUCCUCCCCGCCAGCAAAUUCUAGAGAACACAUUGGUUUGGUGUCAUGAAGAGCUGUGAAUGCCAAUCACCACAGCAGCUGAACGGGCAUGGGCCCAUGUGAACCGAGUGUGCCCUAAACAAUAUUCAUAAGUAGUUAAGAAAUACUGUUUCCUGCAGUAGGUUCUGAAUAUUUUCAUUUGUGGAAGGAAAACAGAUUCCUGUGUAAUACAGACUUGUUUUUGUUUUUGUAUACCCAGGGAAAUUUUAUAACCGAGGUUUCAGUGUAAUUUGCGCAGGUUCAAGGUGUUUCCUGUGGUGAGCUCUCAAAGGCGGAGCUGUACUGAACAUUGCUCUUUUUUUGUCAUAUUUUUUUAUCGAAUUUACCUUAAGCCCAUAGUUACACAACAUUUGACAAACAUUUAUCUUUGUUUGGUUUAGAUAGUAUCCAAAGAGGGUCUUUGUGAUGCAAUGUGAAUAAUGUUGGUAAUUCUUUUAGAGAACUGUUUUGAAAAGGCUAAAGUAAAAUGGACCCACUUUAGAACUGUUGCACGGCUUGACAUCUGCUUGCUAAAAUUUACGCAGUUCAAACUUACUGAGACCGAUAAGACCCGAGUUCAUGCCAUAUGUGUUUUAAAUCCUGCAGUGGGAUUUUCUUUAUAUGUACAUGAGCAUAACAAACAAGCCCAGCUUUGUUCAGACAUGAAGAGUUCAGCCAAUGUCAAAAGUCUGGCAAUUCUUUCAGAGUGACACCUGCACACCUUUUGUGACAUUCCUUGUAUAUUUUUAGCAGAUUUUAGUAACUUGACCUUGCGAUGUUCAUAUUAAUUAGCAUCUCAGUAAAUUUCAAAAAUAUAAUUUUAAAGCAUAAAGGUAAAUGCAGUCUGACUUCAUUUAGAUAGAUUUAUUCCUCUGUAUUCUUACAUUGUAGGUGAUGGAUAGAGGGACUUCUCUGCAAGAAACUGGUUACUUGUCGCGUAGCUAAACUAGCAGUCGAGCAGUUCUGCUGUGCAUUGAAUGCACUGUGGUACUUGUUUGUAUCUAUCCUGUCUAUUUUGUCAAUAAUGACUGUAAAGGUGGGAACGGUUAGAAAGAAUUGUCUGGUCUGUGGCAUAUCACUUACCACCCCUAAGUACUGGAGAACAUUGAUAUUUUCUGCUGUUACACCUUGAAAUCUGCAGCUAUUCAAGAUGCUGGAGAGAACAGAAAGCUUAAUUUUCAUCUGAAUAACUGAGUAAUUGUCAUGUAGUUCUUCCUGCUCUGCUCCUGCUACACCUAUAGGCAUUAAGCAGUGCAGGUUUAUUUUGUGUCAGAAACAAACUGUGCUUAAACGAGGUAAGGGGUGGCUCAAAAUGGGGCUUAAUUAAUUACACUUUGUCUGGUGUGGCUACGCACUUUUGCAGAACAGCCUCGCUGUAAAAUUGCAUUUACAAAAGCCCUCUGAAAAACCAAUGUGCAAAGCAGCUAGACUUGGGGGGCAAGAACUGGCUGCCAUGAUGUUAUUACAAGAAGAGCUCUCGUUUAACUAACCUUAAGUGACAUCUUUAUGGCUCAGUUCUUAAAAUUGGUUGAUAAAUUUCUUGAGCAGUUUCUCAAUCACCUAACUCUUAGCAAGUGAAGCAGACACGAAAGUAAGUGGCAGCCUUUCACUAGAAUAGGGUGUUACGGCAGCAGGGUAUGCCAGAGUUUUGCUUCUGCACUACAGUAGCAUCCCAGAAAUGACUGGGGUAAAACUUCAUGGAAAUGGUUAUGAGGCUGCAAGAUUUGAACUGUGCAAGACGUAGUUGUUUUCCCAGUAAAACAAAACAACGAUUUGUUCGAGUCAUUGUGUUCAGAACAUGCUGGUGUUCAAAAGGGCAAUAGCAAAGAUGCAUCCACAAGUAGACUGUUUGGAAGCUUUCACUGUAGCUCCACAACCCAAAGGAGAAUUGCUGGUGAUCAUAAAUCCCAAAGAAAGCUGAACAAGACAUUGCACGAAAUCACUGCCACAGUGUAUGUAUAGUGCUGCUGCCUGGUGUAACCCUCUAAUCUAGUUUGGAUCCAUUCCUGUUUGUAAUGUGCUGAGUUUUGUUGUGUAAAUGUGAAAUGUUUAAUUGAUAUCAGAUACAUAUAGAAAAUUAAGGUGGAAAACAUGGUGCAUAAAAGAAAAGAAAAUGGUGUAAAUGCAGGCAAGCUUCUGGAUCGGCAUCUUGGGAGAAAAGCCCAAACGUUUGUGUAAUUUGUUUUACUUGUCACCCGUGGUCAAGGGAUUUUCUAGAAUUCUCAAUCCCUAUGGCUUGCGUUGUUGUGCAAUGGCUCAAUAGGAAAUAUACGUGAGUUAUGCCAUAUCGCACUUAGUACUGUUGAAAAUACUAUUGUGUGGCCUGUGGCACAGUCGGCCUAAAGGAGCUGUAAAAAGAUUUGUCGUAAUUACUAAAAACUGAAUUAAUAGGAAGCUCUCCCUCCUGUACUUGUAAUACCAAAAGUCUUUGCUUUAUUAUUCUUAUUGUUUACACCACAGCGAAAGUUAGACCACAGAGGAAUUGAUUGUGGAAAUCGUUCUGUUUAUGUUGAUGAAAUGUCACCGUUGCACUGUUCAUGCAGGGCAUUUUAGUGUGAGAAAGGACAGUUGAGUGACUUUAAUGUGUGCGUAAUAACUUUAUAACAAAAACUGUUUUUUGAGGGCACCUUUUAGUGAAAAACAGCUGGUUGUCUGACCCAUACCGCCUGCUGCAUUUGUGGCACACCUGCCAUUCUGGCAUAUUGCUGUAUUUAUGCCUAUUUUGCAGAGACUGGAAAAUUGCUGUAGAGCAACAUAGCUAUUUGCAAGGCUUUAGCAGAUCUGUUCCAAAUUCAGUUGCGUUUCUGCAUCUUCCCCAGCCCUAACGAAUAUCUGAAUGUUUGGCCUGUUUCCUUCACACUGCCUCGUACCUCCUGAUCGGACACCCAAAAAGUUUGUAUUGAAUCUGCUCUCCUGAGUGCUUUUAUGCCUAUGUUGUGCCUGGUGGUGGUGCCUGUACAAUGUUACAUAGUAACACUUACGGACUGUUCUGUACUGUUUUUAUCGGGGUGUGCUUCCACUCUAUUUGUGCUUCUUAUACUUCCACUGGACAUUGAAAAUUUUAGGAGAUUGGUGUGUGCGUGCAAAGACCAUACUGUUCUGUGGACAUCCUUUCACUGGUGGUGCAUAAGCAGGUGUGUGGAGUAUUGUGGAUGAAAGUGCAGCUGGCAUGGCCUGUACGACGCACAGUAGCAGACAUAGACAAAGUGGGAUUGUUUUCAGACCUGAAUGUUUUGUUUUUCCUGAUUUUGUUCUGCCUCGUGCUCAAGGCUUCAUGCACUUGAAGGGGUGCCCAGUGCUUUCUUUGUGGGGAGUGAACGCUUGACUUAUUUGCAUUGAAAAAGAUUUAUGAGGCGUGCAGAAUAACAAUGUGUGAUCAUGGGCUCUGUGUAUAGAAGAGAAGAUGUAGGCACUAAGUUAAAGUGCAGUUGCACUAGGGUAGGGCCAAUGCAUGCAUACUGGACACACAUUUACAUGCUCACUCUGGAACAAGUUAUAACAUUGACAUCCAUCCCCAUAUUCAUGCUUACAUUGGAAAAGAAAUGUAGGCAAAACUGGCCAUCAUGCACCUGUAAUAUGGGAGUAUUUUAUGAACCACAGGACUCUUCUCUGUGUGUGCCUGUGUUUCGAAGCAGUCAUGAGGGUGUUCCAAAGUGUUUGUCACAGGUCAUUUAUUGUUCUAUACUGUAACUCGUGCAUUUUAAGAAUUGAAAAUAAAUGGGAUAAAGGAACUUGCA